Centropristis striata (black sea bass) is the source of this 6872-nucleotide messenger RNA. Its product is annotated as rho guanine nucleotide exchange factor 10-like protein. Gene Ontology annotation, molecular function: protein binding; guanyl-nucleotide exchange factor activity. Bases 162 to 4106 code for a protein of 1314 amino acids. The transcript is spliced from 28 exons. Gene Ontology annotation, cellular component: cytosol. NCBI's taxonomy places the organism in Eukaryota, Metazoa, Chordata, Actinopteri, Perciformes, Serranidae. Gene Ontology annotation, biological process: SREBP signaling pathway; positive regulation of stress fiber assembly; actin cytoskeleton organization. The record is from RefSeq and is a predicted model, not a curated record.
ACGCUGCGGGACUGUCAGACCUGGAGCUGAGGUGUUUCUGCUCCAUGCUGCAGCUUUAUUUAAAUAUCUGCUCACACCGAGACCCGGUUUAUAUUCUGCUGGAUUCUAUGUUGAGCUGAUAAUCAGCUCGGAGUUCCCUUCAGACAGCAGGAGCUGAGAGAAUGACCUCUCCACAUCUGCUCCUCUGUCAUCCCGUGUCGAUAUCUAAUGGGGGGUCACACAUAGAGGAAGAUGAGGAUGAAGAUGAGCAGGGGGAGAAGUUUGAGUUUGAUGACAUGGAUGACAUCAGACCUCCAGAGAUGAGUUCUGACUGGACCACAGACAGUCAGCAGACAGCAGGAGAGGCUCUGGUUGGGACCACCAGUCCAGGACAGAAGGACCAGAACUCUCUGCUGGACCACCACUGCUCAGAUGUGGAGGUCAGAGAGUCACCAGAGGGAUGCUCCACCUCCUCUGACCUGGCAGCGACUGCUCAGUCGGAGAGUUUCUGGAAAGCGAGCUGUAUUUAUGAAGGAAAGCCUUGUUUAACGGCAGAAGGGGGUCAGGACGAGUCCAGCUCCACAGUCAACGGCUGCAGCCCCCACCAGGACCCUGCUGAGGUGGAGGGGUCCCCGUCAGUCAGUCCACAGGCUGAACAGGACCCCGCUGAGACAGACGGACCACCCAGCUGGAGUCCAGGCAGCGUGCUCAGAGACCCAGAGGUCCUCUAUGAUGACGUUCCUGCUGAGAACCUGCAGCAUCCAGUGGAAGAUGUUGAUGAUAUCUAUGAGGACAUCCAGAGACCUGACCACCGCGGCUCCAACGGCUGGAGCUCCAGUGAGUUCGAGAGUUAUGAUGAGCUGUCUGACGGAGAGACGGUUCCUCCACCCAGCAACAGCAAGCUGCCUGCAGACGUGCUGAGGCUGAAGGAGCGCUGUGCCGUCACCAGGAAGGAGCUGGCGGUGCGUCUCAGCACGCCACAUGUUGCCCACAUCAGACAGAGCUGUGACACCAAGGUGCAGCAGCUGAUGAAGGCAGCAAAGAACGGGACCAAGGAUGGUUUAGAAAAGACAAAGUUAGCCAUGAUCCGCAAAGUGUCAUUCCUGCAGAGAAAAGAUUCUACAGGUGAGGGGAAGGAUGAUGCCGGCUACAUGAAUGUGUCUGUGUGUGAGCUGAAGCACCCUCCACCACAGCUCUGCCCCAUGCCAGACGGCCUCAGCAGCCAGCAGGUGGUCAGGCGGCUCAUCCUCAGCUCGAUAGUGCAGAGUGAGAGCAGCUACCUGGACUCUCUCAAGAGGAUCCUCCAGGAGUACCAGAAGCCUUUGCUGGAGCAGAACGGCGUCCUGAACCCCAAGAAGGUGCGUCAGAUCUUCUACCGCCUCCAGGAGAUCCAUCAGUGCCACUCCAUGUUCCAGAUCGCCCUGGCGUCCCGCGUGGCCGAGUGGGACCACAGCGAGAAGAUCGGAGACCUGUUUGUGGCCUCGUUCUCUAAGUCCAUGGUGCUGAACGUCUACAGUGACUACAUCAACAACUUCACCAACGCCAUGGCUCUGAUCAAGAAGGCCUGCAUGUCCAAACCUGCUUUCUUGGACUUUCUUAAGAAGAAGCAGGCGUCGUUCCCAGACAGGAUCACUCUGUACGGCCUGAUGGUGAAACCCAUCCAGCGCUUCCCUCAGUUCAUCCUGCUGCUGCAGGACAUGUUGAAGAACACUCCCCGGUCCCACGGCGACCGUCUGCCCCUGCAGCUGGCUCUCACUGAGCUGGAGACUCUGGCGGAGAAGCUGAAUGAGCAGAAGCGCGUGGCGGACCAGGAGGCUGAGAUCCAGCAGCUGGCUCACAGCGUGGGGGACCGCAACCUCAGCAAGUUGCUGAACUCGGAGCAGAGACAGCUGAUCCAGUGUGAGCUCCUCACUGAGAUCGUUUAUGGGGAGAAAGGUCAAGUUCUCAAGUCGAAGGAGAGAAAACUUUUCCUUCUCAACGACACGCUGAUCUGUGCCAACGUCAACCUGAAGGGGCCCCCUGACAUCAGCAGCCUGGUCCCUGUUGGUCCCAAGUACUCAGUGAAGUGGUGCGCUGGCCUGCUGCAGACUCAGGUGGUGGAGGUGGGCCAGGACAGUCUGCAGAGGAAAGAUGAGGUCAUCAGAGCGAGACGCCACAGCUCCACCUCCAGCACCUCUGGUAAAGUGUUCCUGGGUCCUCCCAGACUGUACCAGGAGCUGGAGGAGCUGCAGCAUGACCUGUCGGUGGUGGAGGAGGUCUCCCUGCUGGUGGGCACGCUGCAUGGCACCUACCAGAACCUGAACUCCACGGUGUCUCAGGACUGGUGUCUGGCUCUGCUGAGGCUCGUCCGGCUGAAGGAGGAGCAGAUCCAGAACGCCAACAAGUGUCGCCUGCGUCUGUCGGUACCAGGAAAACCUGACAAGUCUGGUCGUCCAGUCAGCAUCAUCGUGGUCUUCAACACUCCCAGCCCCCUCAGCAAGAUCUCCUGGGUGAACCGGCUUCACCUCGCCAAGAUAGCUCAGAGACAGGAAAACCUUCCCGGCUGGGAAUGUGCUGAAGAAGACGGAAAGACUAAAGCUCCGUUUGGUUGUCCACUGUUGACCUGCAGACUUCCUGUCUGCUCCUCCAGAGCACACACACUGAAGCUGGAAGCAGCUCUCCACAGCCCGUCCCAGUCCAGCCUGCUGGGAUCCUGCAUGGCCAGUACGUCCUUACCACUGGGAUACCUCUGGGUGAGAGGAGGAGGAGGCGGUCCCAGCCAGGGCCAGGUGGAGAUCUUCUCCCUGAACAGAGCCGCUCCUCGCCUGGUGAAGACGCUGCCGCUGGGCGCUCCCGUCCUCUGUCUGGAGGCGGUGAAGGAGUCGAGUCCCGGCUCAGAGGAGAGGGAGCAAGGAGCCAGGACAGGAAACAUCAUCUGUGUUGGUCUGCAGGACGGCAGUAUCUCCGUGUUCAGCAGCGUGGACACGGCGGUGCAGUGCCUGCUGACCCUGCUGACCCCUGACCUCUGCCCCGUGCUCUGCCUCAAACACUCGCUGUGCUUCCUCUUUGCUGGACUGGCCAACGGCAACGUAGCUGUUUACCACAGGACCAGUGGUGAGAGGCUGUGGGGCGUGGACCCAUACAGGCUGCUGUCUCUGGGCUCGGAGCCGGUCCGCAGCCUGCUGACCAGUGAGGACGCUGUGUGGGCCAGCUGUGCUAACAGGGUCACCGUCAUCCAGGGACCCGGCCUCCACACACAGACGUUCCCAGCCCACUGUGAUCCAGGCUGCACCGUCAGCCACAUGAUGCGUUCAGGCGGGGGCGUGUGGAUGGCCUUCACCCAGAGCUCCUCCAUUCACCUGUUUCACACUGAGACUCUGGAACUACUACAGGAAGUCAACAUCUCCACCCGCACCGCCAAUCUGCCACCAGGUGAGGUUGUUGUCACCAGCCUGCUGAUCUGCCAGGGUCUGCUGUGGGUCGGCACCAGCCGGGGCUUCAUCCUCACCUUCCCCGUCCCCACGCUGGAGGGCAUCCCCAAGAUCACAGGUAAGGGGAUGAUGUCUCUGAACGCCCACUGUGGUCCGGUGGACUUACUGGUGUCGACCUCCAGCACGCUGGCCUCCAGCCUGUUCAGACGGGACUCCACCCUCAGCAGCAGCGAAGAGGAUGCCAACAACAGAGAAGGACAGGGAGAUAGAGGUGGUGGGGGAAGUGAUGAAGGUGAGCAGAAGUUGGAGCAGAGCAGCUACCUCCACCCCUCAGAAGCUGGUUCCCCGAGGGAGGAGAAGCCCAAGCGCCUCCUGCUGCAGUAUCGCCUCCACUCCACCUGCCAGCUGCCUGGGAAGCCGCUGACAGCUCAGCCUGACCAGGUGAACCACUGCCUCCCCCCAGACUCCCUGGAGCACAGCCCAGAGGACGGCUCCAUCUAUGAAGUGAGUGAGGACCCUGAUGUGUGGGUGAGGGGGCGGCCUGCUGAGUGGGGGAAGGAGGGCGAGGCCCGGCGCAGCAGGAUCACCUCCACAGCCAUCUUCUCCGGUGGUCGAGGCUACCGCAGGAUAGGACACACGGCCUCAGCAGGAAGCAGCUCAGCCUCCACUGAAAACACACUGCUGGUCUGGCAGCUGCCUCUAGCUGUCAGCCAAUGACAGAGGAGCAUGUCACCUGACUGACCUGACCAGCUGACCAGCUGUUUCCUCAGUCACUGUGAUGCUGGACACAUCGGUGGACUUACCAGCUUUCUUCUGAAUGUUUCUACUCAACUCACCAUCUGAUUUCAAGUCAGAGAAGCCAAGGAAACGUCACCUAGGACAGUUCUUUUGGUUUUCCACUCAAUUUCAGUGGAAUGGCAAGUGAACACCACAUGCAAGUAAUGCUACAGAGCUAGCAUUUAAGGUAGCAUUACUUGUGAAUCCUACGAAUACUUGAGUCAGCUGCUACUUCCAGUGAUGUUUAACAUCAGGAACAUUCUUCCGCCCUUGGUUCAGAUGUGAUAACACAUGGCAUUAAAUGUGAUGUAGACACUGUGAAGGGCCUCUAUUAAAUGCAAAACCACCUAAUGGCAUGCUGGGUACAUCUUGAUCUCCAUCGUCACUACAGUUCAUUUAAGACCAGGAGAUGAAGGAGAGGCCAGCUUUAUUACAUUGUAGAAAACUCAUUUCAGGGAUCAGUGAUGUAACCUUCAGAAUAAACGAUUUUGUAAUUUGAAGCGUAUACUCCAGCAUGGUAAGGAGGAGUAACUAUCUAAUAACUAUCUAAUGGCAGGUGUAUUUCUCAGGACCCAGGGAAGCUCAGUGAUGAGUGGGAUGUGUUUGGUUGCACAGUUCUCUGAAAGCUGCAAGCAGCAAGCAACAGGCCAAGCAUUCAGCACCAAGCUGAACUAAACUGAAUCAACUUUUCACAGUAAGCUUAGUUUGUAUUGCUGCCAGUUGCAUCAUGCCAAUCUAGAUUUUUACGCUGUUUUUCAGACAUAGAUAUGACUCAUUCUUACCCAGAACCACACCAUGUAACUUUCAAACCAGCUGGGCCCAUAACUCAUGACUGUAUAUGCAUUUUGGAAAAUAUGACUAUUCUCCAAUACUGAGAGAGACCUAAGAACAUCAUUAUCAUUAUCUCUUUAAAUGCAUUAUAGUAUGAAGCUGGAGUCAGUGGCAUGCUGAAACUUCUUCCUGGAGGACAGCAUCCCUGCACAGUGACCAAACACACUGCACACAGAGGUUAUCAAGACAUAGUGCCAGCCUGUAACUUACCACAAAGUGUUGUGUUUACAUUUCUGUUUAUAUACAGGUGUUAUAAAUUAAAUUCCACAUGUCAAUUACUCAGCUUUAAAUGUGUUUGUAGGUUUGGAUAGAGCCAGGCCUACUUUCAAGGGUCUAUGUUAAGCUAGGCAAACGCAGGUUGUUGAUAGUUAACCUGUCCGAGUCUUUUGCUUCCUGUAAAGUCUCGUCUCUGUCUAGAUUGCAUUAUGUGUGCAAUGGAGGAUAGAAGGUAUUCAGACAGUUCCUGUUCCCCGGAGGGGAAACUCUGGAGACUCUGCACCUUGAGUUGCUCUGUAAACCUGACCUGGCAGCAACAACACUGACCACUUUCACUAUCAAAAUCAACACAUUUAGUUAAGGUUCUGGUUUUCUUUUGACCCCGAGGCAGAGACUGACACAGAUGUAUGUAUGUAAAAAAAAACAAAAGAGCAGGCAGUGAAUAUAGGAGCUAGCUGACUCUGAAUGGAUCCCAGGUGAGGACACGAGGGCUGAGCAAGGCAGACAGGAAUCAGAUCACAAGGAGGAAAACAGGUGGAAGAACGUAGUCAGACCAGGCGGCAACCUCCUGGUCUGAGCAGGGAGGCAAACCAGGAAGUGCCUUAAGCUGCAUUCUACCAAAAACUCCAGCAGGGGGCGCUGAGUUUGGCUGCAGAAACAUUUCUGUCCAUUAAUUUCAAUGCAAAAUGAGAAAACUUCUCACUUGAUUUAUUACCUCAGAAUUUUUUUUAGAACAACACUAUAAUCUCAGUUGCAGUCUAAUAAUGGCCCCAUUUAGAAGAAAAUAGAAGAUAAAGAAUCGUAUGAUUUGGGGCGGGGCUACCUUUGAUUGACAGGUCACUGACAAGGCGAGCCGUCAUCAGGAGAGAAGCAGAGCAAUGCGUAUCCACGGCAACGUGUCAAUAAAGUUAUAUAUAACGUUAUAUAGAUAUAAAAAAGGACGUUUAGCGGUUUGGUCUCAUAACUUUGACCCUUUCACUGUAUUUUCACUUAAUGACAGUUUAUUUGAACGUUUUGUUCAGUAAAUGUCUUGUUCAGUGUUUGGUUGGACUAACAGACACUCCAAGGAGUCGCUGCUCAGUUUGCUGAGGUCAGAAAGAUACAUUUAGUUUUUGUUUUUUGCUAGCCAAAAUGAACAUCCCAGCUAAUGCUAACAGUAAUUAGCAGCAGCUUCUCUCAGUCAGGUUGAGGUGUAGAGAGGCUGUAGUCAGUGAUCAGAUCCCUCUCCUCCUCCACAGUCCAGAUAUGGUCUGCUCCCCGUAUCACAAACAAGAUGGAGACCAGUAUAACGCUGAACUGAUGCUUCCAACGGGUCACAAACCAACUGGUGACGUCACGGCGUCAGGUUGCUGAGCUGAGUGGAUCAGGUGUCAGACAACAGACCAACAAUAAAAGGUUAAGAGCAAAAUAAUGGAAUGUUGUGAGAAGAAUUGAACUAAAUCCUAAUCCUUAUUAUCAUUUCAAAUAAAUAAAAGAUGUAGGAAGAGCUGUGCUAUGUCUCUCUACAUUUCUUCUCAACUUCAUUUGUUGACUCCAUCCUUCUGGUUAGUGCUAUCUAAGUUAAAACGGGUUGGUCCUGAGGGAUCCAAAUGCCAAUGUAGUCUGGUGAAGCAGAUCGCUGCACACACACACACACACACACACACACACACACACACA